Molecule: messenger RNA, 939 nt
Organism: Tupaia belangeri chinensis (Chinese tree shrew)
Lineage: Eukaryota; Metazoa; Chordata; Mammalia; Scandentia; Tupaiidae
Product: olfactory receptor 4L1
Exons: 1
Coding region: 1-939 (312 amino acids)
Biological process (GO): G protein-coupled receptor signaling pathway
Cellular component (GO): membrane
Molecular function (GO): G protein-coupled receptor activity; olfactory receptor activity
Source: RefSeq, a predicted model, not a curated record
AUGGAUCCUAAAAAUGUAUCUGUAGUGAAUGAGUUCAUUCUACUAGGGUUUUCUGGACCAUGGGAACUCCAGAUUUUCUUCUUUGUGACAUUUUCCUUGAUUUACAGUGCUACAGUGGUGGGAAACAUUCUCAUUAUGGUCACAGUGACAUUUAGUUCCACACUUCAUUCUCCCAUGUACUUCCUCCUUGGAAACCUCUCUUUUCUGGACAUGUGUCUCUCCACUGCCACAACACCCAAGAUGAUAACGAACUUGCUCACUGAACACAAGACCAUCUCCUUGUGGGGCUGCAUGACCCAGAUGUUCUUUAUGCACUUCUUUGGGGGCGCUGAGAUGACUCUUUUGAUAGUCAUGGCCUUCGACAGGUACAUAGCCAUAUGCAAACCCUUGCACUACAGAACUAUCAUGAGUCACAGGUUGCUGAAUAGGUUUGUGUUACUUUCAUGGAUAAUUGGUUUCAUCCACACCAUGAGCCAGAUGGUAUUAACAGUGAACUUGCCUUUCUGUGGCCACAAUAUUGUAGACAGCAUAUUUUGUGACCUUCCCCUUGUGAUCAAGCUUGCUUGUGUGGAAACAUAUUCCCUGGAGUUAUUUGUCAUUGCUGACAGUGGGCUGCUCUCUUUUAUCUGCUUCAUCCUCUUGCUUGUCUCCUACACUGUGAUCCUGGUCACCGUACAACAAAGAUCAUCUGGAGGGCUGACCAAAGCUCUCUCCACAUUGUCUGCCCACAUCAUUGUGGUCACUCUGUUCUUUGGACCUUGUAUCUUUAUCUAUGCCUGGCCAUUCAGUAAUCUUGCAAGCAAUAAAACUCUUGCUGUAUUUUACACUGUUAUCACACCCUUACUGAAUCCUAUUAUUUAUACCCUGAGAAAUCAGAAAAUGCAAGGGGCCAUGAGAAAAUUACGACUCCAACAUGUCAACUCCAUUCAGAACUUCUAG